Messenger RNA from Anopheles maculipalpis, 875 nucleotides. RefSeq lists its product as uncharacterized. The transcript has 3 exons. Gene Ontology annotation, molecular function: prothoracicotrophic hormone activity. NCBI's taxonomy places the organism in Eukaryota, Metazoa, Arthropoda, Insecta, Diptera, Culicidae. The coding region runs from base 1 to 831 and encodes 276 amino acids. The record is from RefSeq and is a predicted model, not a curated record.
AUGAGACUUACGCUAGCUGUGUGCGGUUUCCUGUUGGGUUUAGUGCUGGCACCUAUCGAUGGCAGGUUAAAGUAUGCGGAGGUGUUCCCGAGUGAUACGCUCGAGAAUUUGCUUCUCUCGGAACCGACCGGUUCCUUGGAGGGUAGUAAUCGGGAUGAUCAGGACGCUCCCUACAGUGGUGAAGAUCUUCCAGCACGCAGCAAACAGUUUGGCCCGAGUGUCCACGUCACCACUACGUCGUCUAGGCACCGAACGGACUGUAAAGAAAAGCCGACACCGACGAACCCUUCCGAUACGGAUGGGGACGAUGCGGCUCUCAAGCUGCCACCACUCAAUUGUUUCCCCCUAGCCGACCGGUUGCACAAGUACGACUGGGCACGGUACCAUCUGCGGCAUAUGGCUACAGGUUCGCCAAGGUCCGCCCCAACUGAACCGGUAGAGCCAGGUAAAAAAGAGGACGUUACUAGCCGGUCCGAAUUUGUGGCACGGAAGCGAUCUGACUUUAAUCGUGAAAUCUCUGCCGACCUAUACGCACAGUACCCAUCGUCCUGUGCGUGCCAGACAAAGUACGAGCUGCUUGAUCUUGGCUACACACACUUUCCACGGUACGUCGUGAACGCGAUCUGUCAGAACCGGAGCGCCAACAGCCGGAAGUGUUGGCGCGGUUCCAGCUGCAAGGAGAUCCCGUACAAAGUGCGCGUCCUGACCAAGCGGAGCGAUAACGAGUCGGGCGAACAUGAUCACCAUUCGACGCUGCUGCCGGAACCGUUGCGAGAGUAUUGGCGCUUCAAGACGGUUACCAUUGCCGCCGCCUGUCAGUGUUCGAUCUGACGGUCGGUAGGGUCGGACCGGUUAGAACAUCUAUCCACCGAGGA